AUGGCUCCAUGCGGUAAAUCCAUUCUCAUUCUUGCCCUUCUUGCAGUAGCCGAGCUUGCUGCUGGCCAUGGGGCUAUCGUCAAAGCCACGGGAGACGCCGGAGGCAGCGGCUCGGCUAUUGGAAUCAACCCCAACACUCCCCGCGACGGCACUACCCGCAACCCCUUCCAGCAGGACACCACCAGGUUCAAGGGAGACCUUGCCGACACGCUGGGCGAGACCCUAGGUGGCGGUGACAAUGAUCUCGAAGCUGGUACCCAGGCAGUCCUGGCACAAAACGGGGGAGAGCUACCGCAGGUUACCCCGGGCGGCGAGGUUCGCAUGACGCUUCACCAGGUGAACGCGGACGGCGGUGGACCCUACAAAUGCAGCAUCAAUGCGGACGGCACUGCUCAGGAUUUCGUUCCUAUCCAGGUGACGCAGAACACGCCUGGCCGUAACGGCAGGAAUCCCAGUGGCCAGACGACCGACUUCCCCCUUACGGCAGCGAUUCCGGCCGACCAGACGUGCACCGGGACCGUUGCCGGCCAAGACAACGUGUGUUUGGUGAAAUGCCAGAACCCGGCUCGCGCUGGCCCGUUUGGUGGUGUGGUGCCGGUCCAAAUGGCGGCGGCUGCUGCUGGCAAUGCCACUGCCGCUGCACGCCUCCGGUUUGUUCGCGCGAAGGAGUGA
This is a messenger RNA of Lasiosphaeria miniovina, 672 nucleotides long. RefSeq lists its product as uncharacterized. The transcript has 3 exons. NCBI's taxonomy places the organism in Eukaryota, Fungi, Ascomycota, Sordariomycetes, Sordariales, Lasiosphaeriaceae. The coding region runs from base 1 to 672 and encodes 223 amino acids. The record is from RefSeq and is a predicted model, not a curated record.